Molecule: messenger RNA, 1575 nt
Organism: Talaromyces marneffei
Lineage: Eukaryota; Fungi; Ascomycota; Eurotiomycetes; Eurotiales; Trichocomaceae
Exons: 3
Coding region: 1-1575 (524 amino acids)
Biological process (GO): positive regulation of transcription by RNA polymerase II
Cellular component (GO): nucleus
Molecular function (GO): zinc ion binding; transcription cis-regulatory region binding; DNA-binding transcription factor activity, RNA polymerase II-specific
Source: RefSeq, a predicted model, not a curated record
AUGGUUGCAAAACUAAGGACGCUUACAGGCUGCUUGCAAUGCCGCAGACGACGUAAGAAGUGUGACGAGAAUAAACCCGCGUGUGUUGGGUGCAGAAGAAACGGACUAUCUUGUCAAUGGCAAGGCGCCGAUCACGUAGACAGGCGGUGUCUACAACAUCGAAGAGCUGUGCGUAAAAGUCGGUCCUCACUCUCGCCCUCACCCUCGCCCGUGCCGAAAAAUGAACUUAUUGUUCAUGAUGAUCGGAAUUGCAUGCCGACUGGAAUCAACUUUUUCCACCACGUUCUCAAUGAACGAGACGCUAUGUUAGUGGAGUAUUGCUUAUUCUCGUUUCUGCCUUCUCAGUAUCAUCAAGCUGCAGAUGGCAAACCCACGAUUGACUUAUCGUAUUUGCGAUAUUUGUGUUUGGAAUCACACCUUUUGCUGAAUGCCGUAUCUGCGUGCGCUAUGGUUGGAUCCAAGUCUGCAAUAGUACUGGAUCAUUCACGCGAAUCAUCUCAUAAAUUGUACAUGGCUGCUAUAUCGGAGAUAUCAGCGGGUAUCGCUAAGGGAACCCUGACUGGCACGGAAGAUUCUCUUCUGGCGACGGUUAUAUGGCUUUGCGUGUAUGAAAAUUCGAGAGUCGAGGCCCGAAGACAGAGUUCCAUCCAUGCUGCGGCACUGCGCAGAAUUCUCCUUCUACGCGAACCAAUGGACUACAAGCAUGCUUCCAUGUCGGAACUGAUUUGGGAACGCAUGUGUGUUGAGUCCUAUAUUUAUCACAGUGCAGUCACGACAUUGUUCGAAGGUGAGCCGAAUUUGAUAGAAGAUACACUGAUGGUGUUAAAGAAGUUUGGCAGCCGUAUGUCAGCUACACGACCAGAUAUCGAUCUCCUUCAAACGGCGGCAAUAGAGGAUAGUCUAACACCACAGUCUAUUAUGCAAUCACCCGUUCUUGGAGCCCCCUAUCAUAUGUUCCUAUUUCUCAUGGAAGGGACUCGACUUGCUCGGGAAAUUACUGAGGGGUCUGCAACAGACGAAAUACUAGCGUGGUCACGUUACUAUGAGGUUCGCAAUAUGCAGUUUACUCUCGAGGAAACGGCUAGCAACUAUUACGGUGACUCCCGCAGAUGGAUUGGGAAGUUAUAUGCCGUCGGUAUUCAACUUUUAUUUCUCUACAUUAUUUCAGCUUCAAGGCAUGUGAUUGACGAAAGCCUUGAAUCCGAUCUGUCCUGGUAUACGGAAUUCGAUUCAACCCUCAACGAAGCCCGACAACUUUUGAUAACAAUUGGAGACGAUAUUGACAGGACCUCGGGUAAAUUCUUCUUGUGGCCUCUUGCGAUCAUAGGCGCGGUGCUGUCUGACGCGAAUGACCUCUCGCUAAUAAGAAGCUGGCUGGAUCGGGUCAUUCGCAAGAGCAAUAGUAGUAGUGUUCUUGUUAUCAGAAAGGUUCUCGAAGAACAGAUCUGGCCUAGGAAGCAUAACAUCGAUGAUGUGAAUGAUGUUCAUCAAGGUUGUUCGCGAGGUCUGGCAAUUAUGCUAGACACCGAGAUUAUGAAUAAAGCCGCCGGGGCUUUGAUCGAUCAGAUACCAUAA